Molecule: messenger RNA, 1446 nt
Organism: Psylliodes chrysocephalus
Lineage: Eukaryota; Metazoa; Arthropoda; Insecta; Coleoptera; Chrysomelidae
Source: the annotation of a GenBank genome assembly
UAUCUUCUUCGUAAAAUGUACCUACCCGUGAUUAUCUCUAUACCCAUAUUAAUAUGCCUAUGGAUUUACUUUUUAAUAUUAUUAAGAAAUAGUAUUUUACAAUCCACCGCAGUAAAUUUAAAUAUCAUCGAUGCGAAAAAUAAUACUGCGGAACGUUGUAAAGAAGUGAACAGUUCUGGUUUAGUGAAAGAUAUUGGCGGUUUUAAGAAAAGAAAGAAAAUUCACGUUCCCAAAUUUAUGUUGGAAUUGUACGAAAAAAAUAAAAUUGGUGGUAAGGGGGUAAAGCGACCAGAUGUUGUGAGGAGUGUAAUACCAACACAUGCGGAACCUCUCAAUGGCAAUGAAGUCUUCGAAGAUCCUUCAGAGAAUCAUCUACUCAUUUUUAACAUUCCUGCUUCUGAUGAAGAUGAAAAAUUUGUUAGUGCAGAAUUGAAAAUUUUAACGUUGUUGGACAACAUUGAUGCACGCAAUGAAAUAGGAGUCAGAAGAAUACUAAAAAUGUCCAUAUACGAUGACACAGUGAAACACCUCCUCGAUUUUCAAGAAAUCCAAAUUCACCACUUCAACAACUCCUGGAUAUCUUUCGAUGUCACAGCUCCAGUAAACGAUAUUUUACAAAUGAAUUCUAAAACCAAAUAUCUCAAAAUCGUUGUCAUGAUAUCCGCGUUUCUUCCUAAAAUUUCUGACAAUCUAAAACUAUCUUUAAUGCCUAUAGAAGAAGAUUAUGAACAUGAUUAUCCCGUUUUACUGCUCACCUACUCAUCCACUAAAGAAGACAUAAAUGAUAAAGUUAAAGAAGUGACUGCGUUUAAAAAUAAGAGAAGAAAACGUAAUGCUAACUACGAUUAUGAUGAGGAAAUUAACGAGAUGUGGAAUAUUAAUAAUCAAUAUCGAAAAAAUAAAUUUAAUAACGUAACAGAAAAGAAUAAUACAUUAAAAGAACGAAUUAAUAAAUUAUUGAAAAAUAACAUCGCGUUAAAUGAGUAUAAAACAGAAAAUAACAGAAAAAAGCGUAACAUCGAGGACGACUAUGAGGAAGAAACUAACAGAUUAUGGGAUGAUGACAAUUUAGUGAAAAAGACAGUUCAGUUGAAGCGAUUUAAGAGGUUGAGGAAUACCUGCAGAAGGAGACCAUUGUACGUGGAUUUUGCUGAAAUCAAGUAUGAUUCGUGGAUUGUUCAACCAAGUGGUUAUGAGGCUUAUCAAUGUGCUGGUCGAUGUUUCUACCCCGUAGCUGAGCAUCUCAACCCCACCAAGCAUGCGAUAGUCCAGGCACUACUUCAUAGCGUGGCGCCAACUAAGGUGACCCGGUCCUGUUGCGUACCUACAAUGUUAGAUUCCAUAUCUAUUCUUUACGUGGAUAGUAACGGUGUAUUAACAUACCGAUAUGCUUAUAAAGAUAUGGUAGUCGUAGAGUGUGGAUGUAGAUAAAAAUAAAUUAUUAAG